Chrysemys picta bellii (western painted turtle) is the source of this 2299-nucleotide messenger RNA. The record is from RefSeq and is a predicted model, not a curated record. Lineage: Eukaryota; Metazoa; Chordata; Testudines; Emydidae.
AAUGCGUGGCGCCUGGGUUCAGAGCGGGCCGCCUGGCGGCGAUGGAAGCGUGGCGCUGUGUGAGGAGGGGCUGCAGCCGGUCAGUGCGGAAGGCGGCCUGGAGGCCGAGGCCGAGGCCGAGGCCGGGCCCCGGGGGUGGGGAAGGAGGUGGUAGUGCUCUAGGAUGACCCCCAGUGGGGGAGCGAUGUAGGGACCAGAGGAGCUCCCUGGAGCGGCUAGUGAGGCGCCCUGUCUGGAGACACCCCAUGCUGCCCCGUCACAUGCAGAGGCUGGGCAGAGAUUGGGUUGCCCACUGGGAUAGCCCUCAAAGAUUCUGCUGGAACAGUCGUAUCUCCAAUUCUGUAAGGUGGCCUGAUCACUAUUCUUGGGCUCCGUAUCUCAGCACUGCUGAUUUUACAGUGAAUUGGAGACCGCCUCACUUUUUUGGGCCUUGGAGACCGCCUCACUUUUUUGGGCCUUGGAGACCGCCUCACUUUUUUGGGCCUUGGAGACCGCCUCAGUACUGGAACUGGCAACCUGAUAACUUCACACACAACUCUUCUUUUCAUCUCUCAAAUCCUAAUAUGAAAUCCGAGGGAGAUGAACCUUCUUCAAAAAGGAGAAGACACAGUGGUCAGAAUGAUGUUUGCAGUCCUAAUGAAGAAAUUAGCAGCUCUAAUCAGAAUGAAGCAGUCUGUCUUUCUACUCCACCAAAAAAUGAAAAAGAAAAUACUGCAAACACAAGAGGCCUGAUCAAAAGAAAUUGGGAGUAUUUCUGUCACCAUAGUAAAACAAUGAAGAUUCUUGAAGAUAAGCAAAUUGACCAAAACAAUGCAGAAGACAAAGGAAAGUUUGAUUUUACUGUGAUGUCCUACAAUAUCCUUUCACAGAAUUUGUUAGAAGAUAACUCCCAUCUGUAUAAACACUGCAGACAGCCAGUGUUAAUGUGGGGUUAUAGAUUUCCCAACAUUCUACGGGAAAUCAAACAACUGGAUGCAGAUGUACUGUGUUUGCAAGAAGUACAAGAGGACCAUUUUGGAAUGGAAAUCAAGCCGAGUUUGGAAUAUUUGGGUUAUCAUUGUGAAUAUAAAAUGAGGACAGGAAGGAAACCUGAUGGCUGUGCUAUUUGCUUCAAAAUUUCCAAAUUUAAUCUCAUCUCUUCAAACCCAGUGGAAUUUUUCCGCCAUGAUAUUCCACUCUUGGACAGAGACAAUGUUGGACUAGUGUUGCUUCUGCAGCCCAGAUUUCACUGUAAAGCUACUGCUGCAGUCUGUAUAGCCAACACACAUCUGCUGUAUAAUCCAAGGCGAGGGGACAUUAAGCUGACCCAACUGGCAAUGUUACUGGCAGAGAUUGCCAGCGUUGCCCAUCAGAAAGAUGGUAGAUUCUGUCCUAUUAUCAUUUGUGGUGACUUCAACUCUGUUCCUGGUUCUCCACUGUACAGUUUUAUAAAGGAAGGAAAGCUGAAUUAUGAAGGACUACCUAUAGGAAAGGUGUCUGGUCAAGAACAGUUUCCUAGGGGACAAAGAAUCUUAACUAUUCCAAUUUGGCCCCCAAGUCUAGGCAUUUCACAGAGCUGUGUGUAUGAGGUACAACAACAGCGACAAGAAGAAAACACAGGUGAAGAGAAAAAAGAAGCGAAACUGGAGCACACAGAAGAGAUCAUAAUAGCAGCUGAAAAGUUUCCUUCGAAAUUACAACACCACUUUAGAUUAUCUUCGGUCUAUUCUCAUUACUUACCUGAAAGUGGAGUUCCAGAAGUAACAACUUGUCACUCCAGAAGUGCUGUCACUGUGGAUUACAUUUUCUAUUCUGCAGCAAAGGACGAUAGUGCUGCUCAGCCAGGAGCCGAAGAUACUUUUGAUGGAAGUCUGAAGCUUCUUGGUAGAUUAUCACUUUUAACAGAGCAAGAUCUGUGGACAGUUAAUGGUCUUCCCAAUGAACAUAACUCUUCUGAUCACCUGUCCUUACUAGCUCAGUUCAGGCUUAUUGAAGAAUAAUUCCCAAAUUAUUUUUAUAUCUGCACUUUCCUUCAGCGUCUCUUCUUCCUGUAAUUUUUUUUUAAUUCAAGGACUUCCAGACUGGUUAAAGUAAUGCCUGCAUGCUGAAUUUUUAGUGUUGUGUAAAGUAGAUUUUUUAAAUAAUUUCUUUAUAAAGUUGCUCAAAUUACUUUGUGGAGUCAUUAAGACAAAAAGAAAUGAGUUUACAUUAGCUUCCUCUUUUUGAUAAUGGAAAAUGACUGUGCUAUAAUCUGAAAAAGGCAUUAUUUUUUAAAAAUGUUUUUAUUGUAAAUCAUAGUAAAAUGGGUGAUGGUUCUUAA